Messenger RNA from Echinostoma caproni, 543 nucleotides. The record is from the annotation of a GenBank genome assembly. NCBI's taxonomy places the organism in Eukaryota, Metazoa, Platyhelminthes, Trematoda, Plagiorchiida, Echinostomatidae.
AUGGCGGCGCCACAGGUGUCGCAGCUUUACGACUCGGUGGUGGUGAGUGGACACGAUCAGAACGGGUCCAAGGAAUCAGUUGACGCUCUCAGUCACCGGAACCCACUUCCUUCACGUACCACACCGCCUUCAGCUGCUGUGGUCAUCGGAUCGCAUUCCUUAAUUCCCUCAGGCACAUUCCCCGGUCCCAUGGGAGUGGAAUCAGUUUCGGAUUCGGCGGUCAAUGGUGUCGGAGACCCGUUAAGUCACUCGCAAGGGACACAUACAUCCAGUGUGUACACCACACUGACAACUGCAAUUAGCGUUGAUCGUGUCCCGUCGCAAUCUGCGGAUCCGUGCAAUUCCACUAGCAACGAGGCAAAAUCGGAGGACGCUCUCGGGCGUCUAAAAUCAAACACUUUGCGCUUUCAUGCCCCAUUAGAUCCUUUGGCCGUGGGUCUUUUCGAUUCAUACUAUAACAUUGUUUGGUCAACACGUGGUUCGUUUAGCACGGGUAUCACUUAUCUGGCCUAUUUAAUUGCUAUCUUCCGUGAUCUAGAAUGA